Molecule: messenger RNA, 1692 nt
Organism: Fusarium subglutinans
Lineage: Eukaryota; Fungi; Ascomycota; Sordariomycetes; Hypocreales; Nectriaceae
Product: FAD dependent oxidoreductase
Exons: 4
Coding region: 1-1692 (563 amino acids)
Source: RefSeq, a predicted model, not a curated record
AUGUUUGUACCCCCAUCUUCCACUCCCCCCGACCUAUCGGAACACCCAGAGAUCGCAGAAGCUGUCGCGUUCGCUACCAAGAACUGUUCUCUUGACAUAGUGGACCUGUACUUCAAGGAACCGGCUGUCAAAGAUGCCAUUCUUCGGUUCGUUACAGAGGUACAGCUGGCACACCCGAAAACCCCUGGGACAGGCCUGAUGGCUUACAUGGCCAUUGGCCUCUUGCACAAGUACGGGCUGGCUGUACCUCAAGGAGGCGGUUCAGCGUUUACCGCAGCCGUUAUUCGCUCCAUAGAGGCCCAUGGAGGUGAAGUACGCCCGAACACAGAAGUCAUCAAGAUUAUAACAGAACAUGGCCGCGCAGUCGGUGUCCGCACAAGAGCCGGCGAGAUUCGUGCCCGAGAAGCAGUAAUCGCCCAGAUCCACUUUCACAUUCUAGACAGGCUCAUAGAUGGGCUAGACCCGGAAGUCAUCUCUGCAGCAAAGAAGACAAAACUUUCCGAGUACACUCUUUUUGUUGUACAUGCAGCAAUGGAAAAGCCGCUCAAGUUCCGGGCUGGCGGUAUCGCCAACGAAGUAGUCGUGAAUACUAUCUGCCCGGGGAGUGUUGAAUCUGUUAUCCAAAGCUACGGGGGGAAUAAGGUUGUAGGGGCUUCCAUCAUCACCAAUGCUGAUCCCACGAGAGCUCCGCCAGGAAAGUCGCUUCUUCAUGCUAUAGUCAUGCUCCGCGCUGACAACUGUGAGGUUGGCUUCUACGGGUGGGACAAGAUCAAGGACAAAGUCACAUACAAUAUUUUCCAGUACUUAUCCAAGUAUGUUGAGGACUUGAGCCCCGAUCAAAUUCGGGGUUAUCACGCGGUUACACCUUUUGACCAUGAAAGUGAUACGCCCUGCUUCCAGCAUGGCGAUAUUUGUGGCCUCUCAAUGGCUGCAGAUCAAAUGGGCGCUGCUCGUCCUGCACCCGCUUUGGCCCAAUAUCGCGUUCCUGGUAUUAAGGGUCUUUACCUCGCUGGCCCUUUUAUGCACCCAGGAGGUGGCGUUUGGGGAGGUGGGCGUCCUGUGGCAAUCCGUGUAUUGGAGGAUAUGGGUAUAGAACCUAUUUAUGUCAAUAAGACUCGGCCGUGUAAGAAGCCCGCAUCCCCUUUUGCCAAAUGGCCCCCAUUUGACAAUGCGCGGCACCUUGUCAUCUAUUUCCGAAUGGAAGAUGUCUGCACGUAUCUUGGCUCUGUCACCAAGUGUGGCGAUGUGAUCUUGACCCAAGCUGCGAGAGCGUGGGUGCUUCUCGUGCCCAGCGAGAAGCUGAACGCUUCUGGGUUCUGCUGGAAGAGCUUGUGGCUUGAGCGUGUCGCGCAGCACGACAUCGUCCGACAACGACAGGGCUUUGCGACAGUGCUCGGCUAUGACUUCGCUGGCCGAGUUCUUAAGGAUUCCCCCGGUUCUAAGUUCGAGGAAGGCAAUGCCGUUGCAGGAUACAUGCCGAUAAGCAUAGCGCAAUCGAGGAAAUACGGUACCUAUCAAAGCUUCCUUGCAGCUCCUUGUGACAUAGUGUUUAAACUCCCUUCGAACCUGCCAGAGCCUUACGCAGCUGCACUCACUUUAGUGGUGAUGACCGCUGCCGACAUUGUGCAUAACCUGUUCAAGUGCCCCUUGCCUACAAGCCCUGGCGCCUUUUCCGGUCCGAGCCUGAUCUAG